AUGGAACUAUUAAAUAAAAGCAUAUCUGUAGUGAAGAAUGUAGUGUGUAACUUUUUAUUUGAAAAAAUUAAAAUUGAUGAAAAUAUCAAUAUUGAUGGAAUUGACAGUGGCCCGGGAAUGUCAAAAAGGUUAACUACCUCAACAAAUAUCAAUGUAGUUUUGGUUUUAAUUAUUGCAUUAAUAAUUUUCAUUUUAAUGUUAGAUGGGGUGUAA
This is a messenger RNA of Dictyostelium discoideum AX4, 213 nucleotides long. RefSeq lists its product as hypothetical. Gene Ontology annotation, cellular component: membrane. Lineage: Eukaryota; Evosea; Eumycetozoa; Dictyosteliales; Dictyosteliaceae. The record is from RefSeq and is a predicted model, not a curated record. The transcript is spliced from 2 exons. Bases 1 to 213 code for a protein of 70 amino acids.